Molecule: messenger RNA, 1710 nt
Organism: Adineta ricciae
Lineage: Eukaryota; Metazoa; Rotifera; Eurotatoria; Adinetida; Adinetidae
Source: the annotation of a GenBank genome assembly
AUGGCUGGUCGAUUAGCAUCCGAAGAUUCCGACGAGGAAUUUCAAGAAAGUCAACAUGCUAAAUUACAAAAUAGUUAUCGACACGCACGCGAAGACCAACGUGAAUAUACGAUCGAGAAGAAGGAUCAACUACGCACGCAAAAUAAAACUUUGCAACAAUUAACAAGAGAACGCGAUGAAUUGGACAAAGUUUAUAAAUUAGCUGAAAGUCUAGAAAAUCAGAAACGUGAUGAAGAGAAAACGAAAAAGCUGCAUGAACUUGUUCAAACCAAAGAUCAAAUUAAGAUGGAUAUCCGAAAUGAACAAGAUGAAUCAGGUAGAUUAGAUAAAGAAUUGCGCGAAUGGGAAAAGAAGAUUCGGCAAAAACUGUCGGAAACGGGCGGUGCACAUGCGUCAACCAAUUUCACCGCUAAUGUUCGGAAACAAGAACGAGUUCUCGAAAAUCGAUUAGAAACGGCUCUCCAACGAUUCAAUUCUCUUUUGACGACCAAUAGUUUGCUGCGUUCCGAAAUCGACAAUCUCCGAAACGAACGUGAACGCUUUGAAAAUCUCUCUCAAAAAUCGGAAAACGAACUGAAAGAAUUGCGUGCUCAAUUAGUUUCAUCUAUUGAAAAAUCAGUCACUGCUUACGACCAACGCAAAGAUGCCAAUACCAAAGCGAUCAUACUUCAAAAUAAGGCUGAAACAGACAAAGCAGCAUCGGAAGCUGAAAUGCGCGAACUUGAACGGCAAAUUUCUCACGAUCGUAAACUGCGCGAUUUCAUGAAAUUGAAAUCGCAAGAACGACCUGAAGAUGAAGAAUUAGUAACGUAUAGAAAACGGCGAGAAGCGGAAGCAGCAGAGAAACGUCGUAAGGAAAAAGAAGAACAUUCUAUCGAAGCGUACGAGGGUAAAUUCAAACAAAUUCAAGAAAUUAGUCAUGAACCAAAUCUGGAAAAACUUGUCGAUAAGUUCAUCGAAGUGGAAGACAAAAACUUUGCUCUAUUCAACUAUGUUAACGAAUUAAAUAAUCGAGUAGAGACAUUACAAGAACAAAUUUCGGAUACCAAGCGAGAAAUUCGUCAUUUUGAAUCACAAGGCGUGGAAUUGGAGUCUCAACGACAGAAUCUAUUAGCGAAAAUCGAACGUAAACGUACGCAAGCAGAUACUACAGGUCAAGAUUAUGAAGAUAAAACUCAAGCGACAAAGAAAACUCUCGAUCAAUGUCGAACAGGCGUGGAUUCCUUAUUUAAAAAGAUUGGUUGCGAUCGUCGACAAAUCGACAGUUCACUCCAAAGCCAUGAAGGUGUAACUGAAGAUAACAUCUCGAAAUAUUUGGGUAUCAUCGAAGAAAGAACAAAUGAAUUACUCACUGCUCAAGCGAUGAUCAACGCCAAAGAACAAAAUAUGCCGUUACGUGAGCGUGCUCCCAAUUUGAUCGGUGAUGGUCCAGCUGCUCCAACCACUCAAUACAAUCUUCACCUUCCAAACACUGAUGAUCGUCGUGAUCUUGACGAUCGUGAUGAUCGGGGCGAUGACGAGCUCAAACCAUUAACACGCGAAGAACUGAAACAACGUGCCGCAGAACAAGUCAAACAUUUAGAACGUAAAGCUCUUCAAGAACAAAAUAAAUACAAUGAUACGGCACUGUCAACUACACGCGAAAAGAGCGCGCCUGGAACAUCGAGAACAACUGGUGGAGAAAAUAGCAAAAUGACGUCUCGACGUUAG